Syngnathus acus (greater pipefish) is the source of this 2387-nucleotide messenger RNA. RefSeq names its product stearoyl-CoA desaturase (delta-9-desaturase) (gene scd). The transcript is spliced from 6 exons. The record is from RefSeq and is a predicted model, not a curated record. Gene Ontology annotation, cellular component: endoplasmic reticulum membrane. The coding region runs from base 189 to 1202 and encodes 337 amino acids. Gene Ontology annotation, biological process: unsaturated fatty acid biosynthetic process; response to fatty acid. NCBI's taxonomy places the organism in Eukaryota, Metazoa, Chordata, Actinopteri, Syngnathiformes, Syngnathidae. Gene Ontology annotation, molecular function: iron ion binding; palmitoyl-CoA 9-desaturase activity; stearoyl-CoA 9-desaturase activity.
UAUUGGCUGGGGGAGCCGCUGAGGCACCUCGCGCUUCCCCAUCCCUUUUGGUUUUGAUGCGACACACUUCUCGUUCUCUUUAAUUUUGCGUUUAAAACAAGACGAUCGUCUGGCUGUCGCUGCUUCAAAGACCUCUUUAAUCCCGCUUCCGAGCAUUUCUGCAGUCAAAGCAAACCGACAGCACCGCGAUGACGGAGGAGGGGGAGCAAACGGAGAAGCAACAACAACAACAGCCCGCAUCCUGCAACGGCUCUCCGAUGGAGGCCUCCAGCACGGAAGACGCGUUCGACCACACGUACGAAGAGAAGCAAGGCCCCAAGCCGCCGACGAUCGUCGUAUGGAGGAACGUCGUCCUCAUGACCCUGUUGCAUAUCGGCGCGCUGUACGGCGUUCUCCUCAUCCCCAGCGCCAGUCUCUCUACGCUGCUCUGGUCCACACUUUGCUUUGUGAUAAGUGCUUUAGGAGUGACGGCAGGUGCUCACCGCCUGUGGAGUCACAGGUCCUACAAGGCCACUCUACCUUUAAGGAUCUUCUUGGGCAUGGCCAACUCCAUGUCCUUUCAGAACGACAUCUACGAGUGGGCUCGCGAUCACAGGGUCCACCACAAGUACUCUGAAACGGACGCCGACCCUCACAACGCCGUACGCGGCUUCUUUUUCGCCCACAUCGGCUGGCUGCUGGUGCGCAAACACCCCGAUGUCAUCGAGAAGGGACGCAAGCUGGAGCUUCAUGACCUGCUGGCCGACAAGGUGGUCAUGUUUCAGAGGAAUCACUACAAGCUGUCAGUGCUGCUCAUGUGCUUCUUGGUGCCCAUGUUCGUGCCUUGGUACUUUUGGGGCGAGUCCCUGUGGGUGGCCUACUUUGUGCCGGCGUUGCUGCGCUACACACUAGUGCUCAACGCUACCUGGCUGGUCAACAGCGCCGCGCACAUGUGGGGCAACCGGCCGUACGACCAUAGCAUCAACCCCCGGGAGAACAAGUUUGUCACGUUCAGCGCCAUAGGAGAAGGAUUUCACAACUACCACCACACCUUCCCGUACGACUAUGCUACCAGCGAGUUCGGCUGCAAGAUGAACCUGACCACCUGCUUCAUCGACGUGAUGUGCCUCCUGGGCCUCGCCAAGGACCGCAAACGAGUGACCCACGAGAUGGUGCUGGCGAGAGCGCAGCGUACGGGCGACGGCAGCUACCGCAGUGGCUAAAACCCAAACGAGCGACCUUGCCGAGCUUGAGACGGAAAAUAAAAACCUCCACAAGUCAUUUUUUUUGGACGGCGUUUCAUCUCUUCAUCCACCACGUGGAGUCUUAAGUCGCUUCACGACGGGGCCGCGACCACAUUUUUGCUUGUUUUUGUGUUUUUUUCGUAGCUGUUACUAAAAUUUGUGAAGCCAAUUAAGAAAAUAAUAUAUACACAUUCUAGUUAAGCUCUCAACUUUCUAAUGUUUUUUGGAUUUGAAGUGAAUAAAAAAAAAAAUUAUUUGCUGUGUAUUCAAAGGUUGCUUAAAAGAUAAAAAAACGACAAUCCACACAUUUGACCCCAUAUAUCGACAACGAAACCAAACGGUUCCUUUUGUUGUGAAAUUUAACGAUCAAGCCAUUUAUUUAGUGCCGAUUUUAUUUUUUUCCUUUUCAGUGCGCUUUGUGGAUGUUUUUGGAUAUUCUCGUGGCGUCCGUGGCUUCGCUUCGUCUCACGCGGCGUUUCAUGCAACAUCCCCACCGGUAGAUGUAGCAGCCGAGUCAUGUGACCAUGUGGCCAUCCAUGCAUGAUGAGGAUGAUGGUAUACCGUACGUGUUCUCGGGGAGCGGCGUUAACCUCAAGCCCCUUUUUCGAGUGUCUGGUUUUACAGAAUGCUUCUACGGUCUUAUUUAUGUAUUUAUUGUUGCAGAGGUUUUUUUUUUUGGUACCGGCUGAAAUGGAUAAACGCUAGCCUUUGUAACCCGUUUCGUAUCUUCUAUCUGGAAUUGGAGCGCUUGUUUAGUUUGUUCCCUCCCGUUCCCCCCUUUUACAAAAGUCAGGAAACUACCAAAUGCCUUAUGACUUGAAUUCAUUCCUGAUGGUUACACGUUCUGUCCCGACAAAAAAACCCACCAAACAAAGUCCAUGUUUACAGAGACAUAGUUGGCACUGCAAUUAAAAGUAGCACUUGUAUAACUCUGGGGGAGAGGGGAAAAUUUCUAUUACUAAUCAAAGGUCACUUACAAAAUUCUGCCCUCCGCAUCGCUCAGAACAAAUGUACCAACUGUUUAGCGAUGCCACACGUUGCGCAAGCAGAUCCCGCGCCAAAUUUACAUCGUCCCAAAAGUGACAAAGAUCACGAAAAGGUUGGAAUUCUUGAAUUGUUUUGUCAAACUGCUCAUUUUGGGAAUAAAGUUCACAAUAUUUUCAA